AUGCAGACGAACCUCGAUGAGUCAGAGGACAAGCAACGACUCUAUGCAGCUUCACAAACCGAAGAGGCGGAUGAGAUUUUGCAUCCUCCUCCAUCGUCAUUAUCCGAGGCAAGAUGGACGGCCGCCAACACCAGUAGUUCCUUGGUUGAUGCGUGGACUCAGAGCUGACUAGAUGUCCCUUUUCUCCAUACUGACGACUUCAGUUCUGAAACAGAACCGGGUGAGAAGACCCCCGCUCUUGAAACUGAUUAAAUGGCUUCAUUAAAAGUUCGCUGUUGCUUGAAGACCGGUCGGAAGUCAUCGAAACUGGGGAGUUCAAAGAUUACGGGUAAUUGAUACGGCUAGUAAAUCUCGUAACAAACCCCACUCAGCGACGUCAUCGGAGGACCAAGUUGUCCAGUCGACCUAUGAACCGCACAUUACACCAACGUUUGCGCAAGAGUUAGGCGUUCGUCCAUCUUCACGGGAGGCGGAUGAUGCUUUGUCAGCGUCAGUCACAGCUGCAGAGUUGCAACUCUCCGCGUGUUCUCUAAAGGUUCAGUUGGAAAAAGGGGAGGUUGGACACCAAGUCAGGUUUGAGAUCCCUAGGCCGGGGACUGCUCUCGUCUGUCCACGAUCAGCUCAGGGGAGAGCAGGCCGCUCAUUCGGCUUCCUAGACCGACAUCCGGAGACUUAAAAUAGGACUGGCGUAAAAGAACAAACGGGAGAAAGAACUGAGUAGGACAAUGCGGCACAUCCAACUUGACGCAUAUGCUUCCAGUCGAAAUACAACUGACUCAACGAGACGAACAUGGCCUUAACCUGACCAAUCGACGCCAUGGUUAAUAUCCACCAUCCCAACCGACAGGACUACGGGCCCGUAGCUCAAUAAUACAAUGACGCACUCAAUAGCCAAAGAUACCGACUGCGAAUCUCAGGUGAUCCAAACUUGAUAUUAGACAUGACUGACUUGUAACUGCUAAUAAGCCCGCAAUAGCUUCCCCCCUUGUUUGCCUUUUGUGGUACCAUCUUAUCUACUUAUACUACUAGUUGCUACGAGACUGCCAACAAGGGUUCAAAUUUGAGCCCCAGAGCUAAACGGAACGAGCAUGUUCCGUAGCCUGUUCUGUGAUCCACCAUCUACUAUAAUGCAUAUAUAUUCAUUUAUUUAGCGCAAUUUUGAAAACCCGACGACAUCGGCCGUAUUUGAGCACACAACAGCAAAGUGCAUAGCUCAUGUACAACCAACACUAAUUGCCGAACUAUAUACAUAUGCACAGAACGCAGACAGCAUGCAUUCCGAGCCGAAUGAGGUCCUUCGCACUAUGAGGAUGCUCAAUUAUAGACGAUACGAAGACCAGAACGAUCUAUCUCCCUGGUGACACUUCGAAGAUUCCAUACAUAUAACGCAGGGAAUCAAGUUUCUUCGGCGAGAUUUCUCCACUGGGGAUGGACCUUAUGGCUGUGUCUGACGCCUCAGACAGUUGUUCACAAAGCUGAUCAGAUAUCCGUAAGACUGAAACAACUGCUACAGAUAAGCUAAUUCUUUCCCUGGUAAAUAGUCCUAUUGCAAUAGCUGUAAGUCUGACAGAAGAGAGUUCAUACGCUAGGUUUUUUGUGCGCUGUGGGAUGGACACUUCCAUAAUUUAGGAUGAUCUUAGCACUAUGUCCUUUCGCAUAAACGCGUCCCUUCCGGUUACCAUCGCUCAGCCUUUGUAUGCUCACAUCCACAAGCUGCAGAUUGCUCCCGCUGUUUUUUUUUUCACGAAGACGCCAUUUAGCCUCUGAUGCAGUUGUUCGACUUCGUUGUUAAACAACCCGUCUACGCCGCACAAUGAAGCAGGUGUUCACAGGGGCGGUUGGAAUCUUACAUGUUUGAGAGUGCCAUAGAGACCAAAUGAAGAAUAUGUCACUAUUGCAAAAUAUCAGCACCCCAUAUAAUUGUCUCACACACCUGCAUCUUUUACUGGCUUCGAGGAUCGCGCUAUUCCGUUAGACAGCCUUCCGAGCCAUGGUAUGUUCGACCAUCUCAGAUUUACUACCAGUAAUGAACGUGCUGAUUUGGUGUGAGGACGGAUUCUACCUUAUUAGCAACCUCAUACUUCCUUCUUCCCUGCAGCUGUUUGCUGUCCGUGCCUGUCAUCCAUCUGGUGCCCUAUCUGGGCGCAGUGACUGCAGCGACGUGAAGCCUACGCCUAGACAUGCCACAGAACGUCUUCCUUCUCAAUGUGCGGCGGUAGUUAUGGUUUUGCGCGGACUCUGCACUGUCCAGUUAACGCGUGCCUUGGGACGAUCUCGCCCCCUUUUGUGGCAUCACAACUACGGCGUAACCGACGGAAGAGCCAACUCCACCUGGUGAGAGGUUUGCAUGCCCCUUUCUAUAACAAUUAUCAUAUGGUUGCUACUUAUUUCAUAUGAGUAGCUUUACUAAAUUUAAUAGAACGUUUCAGGAUCAAUGCCGGCCCCACUCUUGUGGCAUUUUUUUUUACCGACAGCGUUUAAGAGGUAAUCAUGGGUCCAGUAUUCGCUUUCUUCUUAGUUAUUCAUAUACAAAUGUCAACCAGCAUAAUGUGGAGUAUAUAUAAAUAUCAGUCAUACCAGUGGCAGCCUGGGGGCCUAGCGUGAGCAGUUAGAUAUCGCAGUAUGCGUCCAAUCAGAAUUCUCACCAUAGUAGUUUUAGACGACCUUCUGCCUGUCAUAGUCAGUUCGAGCUAUUUCUAAACAGAGUGAAGUCGUUCUAAAAUGAAUCUUUCUCUCAUUGGACAAGUUAUAUAAACACAUUUUUUAAAAGACGGUCGCAUAUAAUGCAGCGGAAUAUAAUCCGGGAGGGAUAAAACUGCACCUCAAGCGUACUGUCACCCAGUCCAGAAAAACUGAGUUGUACCCCUAGAGUCUCCAGCUGAUGACGCCAGUCAGUUGUCAGAUAAAAGGAAUAGAGGAGAAGAAGGACUGUUUCUGGUAAAUGGUUUUAUCCCUAAUGAGCGAAAUACCAAAACCAUUUACAGCAUCACAUACACUAGAUGUACAUGCGCGCACAUUGACCACACAGUUUGACACCUCUCCAUUGUUUGAAGAAGAAGAAGAAUCGAGCACCGGAACAAUUCGUUUAUUAUCCUGAGCUUUCAGACUCGUACAGGAGUCCAUCGUCAGAGGUAGUGGCAGAAACAGGACAAGCGGCAGUUAUUGUCUUUGCGCACACGUUUGGUGCUCCAGCACCGGCGCGUUUUCCUAGACGCUCACUAUGAGGGUCUACGUGCAUGUCUCGCAGACCUUCCGUUAAUUUUCUGUUUGACCAUCUGGAGUCUCAUUGACCUGCUAUCGCCCCAUAUCUUCCAGUCGAGCUAAACCGUAGUGCACAUCGCCUCCCCUCCCCUAUCCGACACUUACAAUAACACUUCGUUCACGCACCUCAUGAAUGGGUGUCGUGUUUAUGUAAUCUCAAUGUUCCCAAACACUCAAACGUCUCAUUAUCCAUUUCACUGAAUGACGGGUGAACGUCACCAACUUGAAACGGCCUCAUCUUUUUUAGUAUACCAGCUCAGAAUGCUUAUUACCUCACUCUCCCUUUCAGUACGUAUAUGCCUCAAGAAGAGAGAUUUUCCGACAAGUAUUCGAGUUGUUGUCAUGCAGAUGCUCGGCCUACCAACUUCCUAGCCGGCUUUAAAUCCAUCAUGUUGACUUUUAUCCUUCCGGAAGGCAUGCAUGAGGACAUACGCAACUGUGCCACUGGUAUCUUCAGGCAAAAAGACGUCAGGAAACCCUGCCAGCUGGGGAGGCGCAGGGGUUGCUAUCACUGAAAUCCGAUCACAGUAUUGUUGUCUCACAUUCUGAAAAAGGUGACGCCAUCGUCACCAUGAACAAGACGGAUUACAUUAAGAAGACGAAUGAAAUGUUAACUAACAAGGAGACCUAGAGGCGCUGAAAGCCCGACAAGGAAGAAAGCCACGGCGGUCACGGGAAAGGUGAAUGAGCUCGCUUCUCUGAGAGUCACGAGUUCAGAUGACUUCACCUUGAAAACCCUCAGAGAUCACCGUCUCGCGCAUGCGUAUGGUCUCAAAAAAUGUACGAAGCGAAUGCUCCACUGAGAAUUUUAGGGUCAUCAUUGGAUAACCCACUUACUAGUUGCUAGGCGGUUGCAAAAGCAUCUAAAACAUCAAAGAAUCCAAGGUCAAAAUGUACGUUCUGAUAGAUGUAUGAUGCCUUUUGGACUCGUUGAAUUGUUUCGGAAACCGGUCCAAAAUGAAUAGACGAAAACCCCCAGUUAUUACUAAACGCAUUUAAGUGAAAUUAAAACACAAAAGAAAUAUUAUCAGUAAUAUUAGGUGUUUCAGAAAUAACGAUUUUUUCAAAUAUAUUGGAAACGCCGAAAACGUCAAAAAUUCUUGCAAAUAAGUAAACUUAUAUACAUCAUAUGUAUGGGCAGGACUAAAGGCCGGGCUGUUGGUCAUCGUCAGUUCUAGGUUUGGGUAACAUGUAGUAUACAAGCUUGAAGGAGAAUAAAUUCCUUAGGAAGGUUAGGAAACUUUAUUUCGUUCGUGAAUUUUCCAUGAAAUUCCCAAAACCAUAGCCAAAAGUGCGAUAAAUGCUCAAAUCCGUUGGAAUUUCAAACAUACCUAACAUCGAUACUGGUCCGUUACACCUGUCAGUAAGCGUUUGCUGUGCUCUGUCAUGCUGAGCGGAUAGAUUGUAGUCUUUGCAUUUUGCCUUGAGACUUUUGGACACGGCGUCUAGUUAGAUUUGCCGCAUGGUCCGACUAAGUUCUUCCUCCUGUUUGCUCUUUAACGCAUCCCGUUUUCAGUCUCCGGAUGUCAGUCUGGUAGGCUGAGUGUGCGACCUGCAGUCCGCUGAUUAAAUCGAGAGCCGAUGAGACCAUUCCUCUGUGGAUCUCGAUCUAAACUUGGUGCUCGAUCUCCCCCUUUUCCAACUGGAUCUUUGGAGAACAAGCAGAGUUCUGCAACUCUGUGGCUGUGACUGAUGCUGACAAAGCGUCAUCCGCCUCCUGUGAAGAUGGACGAACGCCUAACUCUUGAAUAGACGCUGGUGUAAUGUCUGGUUCAGAGGUCGGCUGGACAACUUGGUUCUCCGUUCUUGUCACAUGGAGAGGUUUGUUUCUAGAUUUACUGGUUGCACGAUUGACCCGAAAUCAUCAAAUUCACCUAUUUUCUUGACGUCCGACCGCUCUCCAAACAACAGCAGAGUUGAGGUGAAGUCAUCAAAGGAUUCUGAAUGCCGGAGUCUUUCUGUCCGGUUCUGUCUUUGAACUGAAGUCGUCAGAAUGGAAAUGUGAGGCCUUACCUGCUAUGUCGUCUGACCAGCUCUGAGUCCAUGCAUCCACCAAGGAGCUAAUGGGGUUGGCGACCUUCGAACUUGCCUCGGUUACUGGCGGUGGAGGAAGAUGGAAAAUCUCAUCCGCCUCUUCAGUUUGUGAAGCGGCACAGAGUCGUAGCUUGCCCUCUGACUCAUCGAGCUUCGUCCGAAAUCCCACAAUUUCCUGCUUACAUACGUUCAAACUGACAUUUUCCCCAAUUAACUGCUCAUGUAAUUUCACCAAGUUUGUCUGUCUUGUAUUCCGCUCCUGCUUGUUCGCCCAUGCAGCUAUUGACUUCGUGGUCAAGUCCAUCGUUCACUUGAACAACCUGGCGUUCACGGCUUCGGUCAUCUUGUGCGACAGGCCGGCCUGCCACUUGAUUCCUCCCAUCUAGUCAGCCAGGUAUCUAUUAUCACAGCCCGGGAAGCACUUCUGAGCAGCGAGGGGACUCUGCAGCUUACUAACCGAUUCAUCUCCUCUUGCGGUGACCUCAUCACCUUCUUCGUCUAUAUGUCCUCGUGUGAAUGCUAUGAUGUGGCCAACUAUCUCUCUCCGAGACUCACUUAAGACCCUCUCGGUCUCAACAGCCUCCCCUACUUGCUCGAAAAGACGACUGAUGCAUGCUUCGAAUUGGGCCUUCUGACCCUCGUCUUCAUGAAUCUGGACUUCCAGCUUUACAAACAUCCAAAUGAAUUUACUUUGGAGUGCACUGUUAGGAAGAAAUGGUCUACAAAAUCCUAUGCACCAGUUGUGAUGCAGCCUUUUGUUGCCAAACCGUGAAAUCUCUGUUCACACGUAUACAGGAAUACCAGCUGGCGAUAAUGAGACAAGACCACUUAUCCCAGGUAGCCAAGCACGCCCUGGACACAGAACAUAUAUGUUUGUGGGAAAAAAUCUGCAUCGUUGGCGCCUGUCCAGCAGGUAGGGCCGCGGGGUCCUGAAAGCAAUUCAUCUGGACGGCGCAGCAUGCAACAGUAAGCAUAUGGAUUUGGAUGUCACAUACACGUUUUCAAGGUCAGGUGGGGACGGAAAUAGCCGGCACUGACCAAGAAAAUUAAUGCAGUGGACGCCUACUAGCAUAAACGUCAAAAAACCGCAGAAUGUUUUAUUAGGCAUGAUUUAAAAUUGACUGUUUUUGGACACUGUCCAUUUGUCUGACGACGAAGUGCGUAACCAGUUUUGAGAAAUUGCGCAAUAAAUGUUGCAUCGUUACCAUAGUGCUGGCCUAUUUCUAAGGCUGCUUGAUGACGGUUAAUAGGCUUGUCCUUGUCGAAACUCUUCAGCGUAUAUUCCUGUUCGUUAUUAGACUAUCACCAAGGGCUCUAAAUUGAUCUCCUAGGCAUAACGUGAUGGUCAUGUGCCGUAACACGGUCUGUGAACGCAAUUCGAAAGCAAGUGGGAACGGUAUGUAGCUCAUUAAUUUGGGCGUUGGGCUAAAUGAGGUUCGAUAAAACGCGAUCGAGUCUCAGGUAAGACAACAACCCGGGUGUGGGUGAGGCCGUCUGACGACGGCUAACAAGCUUGAAAUGGCCAUCACAAUUUCCACUUUGUCGGGACUCCUUUCAGCGUAUAUGCCUUGUCACCAUGUGAUUACCUGCGAGGGCUCCAUAUUGCGCUCAAGGGUACUCCGGGCGGGCAUAUUCCGUAACCCGAUCAAUGAACUCGACUGCAACCGAAAUCCUGUAAUGUGGUUUUAAUCAGAAAGGGUAACUUAAGUAGGGUAGUAAUAUUGAUUAUCGUGAAGCAUAGUCUGAGGAUGCUUCGGUCACCUCAAGAUGCCAUAUUUUGAAUGUGCGUGCAAAAACAAACGUAUUGAAAAAUGAUUACUUAAGCCUUUUGAUAUCGUCCCAUAAUAUUUUCGAAGCCGUUGCGCGUCGAAAUAUAUUUUGUAGAAAACACGCACAAAAUAUCCUUUCUGGUAGUCAUUUGUCAGUAAAUCACAUCUUCAUAUGUUAUCUUCGAAACAAGGGCAUCUCUGCGUUUUAAGACCUUGAAAUGUUUAUUCAAAUGGCCUCACUUCUGUUCAUCUUUAAUAGCUCCUUACGACGUACGACAUUUCGACCGUCGUUGUCGACGAUGUACACAGCAGGAAGGAGCCGGGAGGGUGAUUUGCGCGUGACUUAGUUUACUGCAAUAUUGCUCUUGCACUGCACGUACCCCACUCCCUCCUCCUCCUCCUCCUCCUCCUCCUCCUCCUCCUCCUCCGCCUCUCUCACCUGAACCCGGUGUCAAGACAGAGGCAAGAAGACCGGAGGCGGGAGAGGACGUAGGUGGUUUGCACGGCGAGGACCUGCGCCCAGGCGCACACCCACACCCCACGGUCACAGCUCACACUGACUAGGAUUUUGCAUGCAGCACUAGGAAACGACUAAUGCAUGACCACCAUACUCUCUGUGUUGAUGUUCAGCCCGUAUAUAGCGCAUCCGGAAACGAAGAGUUCCAUUCUCCGUUGCACGUAAGCAUCUGUCUCGGUCCUGAGUGCACAAACGUCAGCGAAGAGCAAGUCGAGAACGAUAGCCGUGGAGAGACGCGUUGAGUCAUUCAUGCGCGAGUUUUUGAGGAGUUAUCCGUCGUUCCUGUAGACGAUGCGGAUUGUGGGUUGCUCAUCACGGUAGGCGUCCAUCAGCAUGGCAGGAAGUAUGAGACAGGAGAAGGUUAGGACGACAAUGCAGUCCUCCUUAACUCAGCUUGUCACUACAGAUGCCUCUGAGACAGCUACACUGUCCGUGACGCGCGCCGCUAUGUCACCGUGGAGCUGACGCCACAUCUGAGUGAAUCGCUUGACACCGACGAAUUUCUGCAUGGUUUGCCGCGGUCCAUCGCGAAUCACCAUGUCGAAGGCUUUCGUAAAGUCCAGGAAUGCGGAGUAAAGAUGGAUCUUCAUCUCCCGACAUUCAUGUAGUUGGCGGCCGACGAAGCCCAUGUCGGUGGUGCCGCGAUGACGGCGCAAACCGCACUGGCAUUUCGGCAGAUGACCCUGUUCAGAUGGCUGUUGAGAAGACUAAGGAGAAUGUCAUCGAAGAUAUAUCCAGCGACGUUGAGGAGGGAGAUUCCUCAUCUUCAAAAUAACGACUAAGGACAGCGAGAGAUUUUUUUAAAAUUUUUGGUGAAUCUUCAGACAGAAUAUUUUGUCAACCUCAAGAUCUUGAGACUGUAGGACACGUCGCGAAACGCAAGUUCUGAAAAUGCUCAGAGGCAUGCGUUAAUGGGGAAUGUGGAGAGGCGAGGACAAUGAUGGCGUGGGUUGUGACUUUUCACGUGUAGUGACCGCAAAGAAACUUACGCGGAAGUUAUCCUACAUUACGAGAGCAACCACCCUAUGGCUCACAAACGGAGUGCUGUUAAGACCCUACUUAAUCGAGCAAAGACACAUUGCUCUGAGAACGAAGGUUACAAAGAAGAACUCAAUUAUCUAUUCAACCUAUUUUCCCAAAACGGCUACCCCAGAGAUUUUGUACGCAGAUGCAUGAAAGCGCAGGAAUCAAAAGAAAGAGAGAAGGAACUAGAUUGUUCCGAUCAGACGCCAAAACCAAAACAUUGGCGAACGCUUCCCUACAUUAAAAAUGUGUCUGAACUCGUUGAAAGACACCUGAGGAAGCACCAAAUACAAGUGGCUCACAAACCGACUACCACGCUACGCAAUCAGCUUGUACACCCUAAGGAUAGGGUUGGCUAUUUGGAUAAGAAAGAAGUAGUCUAUAAGAUUCCAUGUGGCACUUGUAAUGCAGUGUAUUGUGGUCAAACCGGAAAAUCUGCCUCUACACGCCUACAUGAACACCAAUUGGCAGUGAAGAGGCGGGACCACUUAUCCCAAGUCGCCAUGCAUACUCUUGAAACUGGGCACAAAUUCGCUUGGGAUAAAACACGCAUUGUCGGUUCCUGCCCCUAUAAGAAAGGCCGAGAAUUCCUAGAGGCCAUUCACUCUGAUGAUUCAUGCAUCAAUCGACGCAUCGACCUUGACAACAUGUACAAAAGUCUCAAAGAAAAAUGGAAAAGGUAAUAGCCAAUCAAGACGUGACAUCAGCCCACAGCAUUAACCCAUCCUCAGUCAUGACAGAGCAAUAUCGAUUUUUUCGGCAUUGUUUAAAUUUUGACUGUUUCUUCACACUUACUACACGUCUGAAGACGAGCUGGGGAACCAGACUCGAAAAUUUACGAAAUAAAGUUUGUUCAUUUUCCCAAAGGACUCAUUCUUCUUCGAAUUAUGUUUCUUGGGAUGCCCAUCUUCCAGUACAAAAGCAUAUAUAGAGAGCUCAAACCAUUUUUACGCCAGUAACCGGAGCCUUAUACCAACGAACUAACUUCGUGUCUUAACGGACUGUGCCAAGACAGAUUUUGUGUUAUCCCACCAUUUCAUAUCUGGAGUGGGCAGUUGUGCCAAACCAGGGGUAAUGAGGCUAGAAUAGUGAAACGGGGGACGAACAGCGCGCACGUGCAAAGUCAGUUGUUUGUCUGGGCAGCCGGAUAUAUAAUUUCGGCAUUGUCAUAUUUGUGCGAAUCGCCUCACUGGAAACCAAAUCUUCGUUUAUUUCUUGGAGGAUGAUUUCUGGGAACGUUGACCAUUGAUUCCAAACACUAGCUCCUCUUUCAUGUUCACAGUCAAGCUUCCGUAACCGUAUGGGAGUACUAACUCGACGAAUGCUCUGCACAGACUGAUUUUGGCAAAGACGGAGGCAUUGAAAAAGGCCAUAGACACGUUUAACUGAUUGCGAGAACAAAGUCAUGGGAAUUUAGGAGAUGGCGUUGUCCUUACUUUGUCCACUUGUUAGAAAUUUACCAGAAGAAUAUGAAACUGGCGGCUUCUUCAGGUUUAAUUAGUGAUUCCUACUGGCAACUUCUCCUAGUCGGGAAAGCAGUUAAAAGAUACUUUGGUCUUACAAGCUUUUAUGGAUGAUUUAACUACCACAUUUAAUCACGGCACCGUAGUCUAUAGGCUGCCGAGGGCUGUAUGACGAAGUGGUAUCACCAGCAUAGACGAAAUUAUUUAGCCAAGGUCGGGGCACAAACUCAGCUUUAUCAGAAGCGUGGUAGGCUAUUCAGGGAGUUCAGCCAAAGACUUAUUUAUACCCGACAGGUGAUAGAAUACAAUGUUGUCGAAGCCCGAUAGAAUAUCGAGCGAGUGGAAAAGAUUGUUGUCGAGCGCAAAUCAAGCAUUGUCAGAACACUAGCAAGCUCUGAUCAUACAGAUGUCUUGCUGCCAACAAUCUUCUCAAUCUAUUCUCCACCAUGAAGUAAAUAAAUGAAUAAUUUUAUUGAAAGACCCUUGGAAGUCCCAUCGUAGCAAGUAAAUAUAAAUUUUCGAGUAAAAUUUGGAGCAAGUGUACAGAUCCUGUACAUUAUCCAGUUUUCAGUUGUAGAAUAAACAGUCACAUAUAAAACGGUAAGCGAGCUGGAAAAAACUCCUUAUGAAAAAAAUGAGACUAGAAAAAUUAGUCGCCCUCAGAGGAGAAAAAAAUCGCCGCUCACGAAAGGGAGAAUAUGCAGGUCGAACAGGACUGGUCGGAAUAUGGUCUUUUAUAAGGGAUACAAAACCUAGAUAGUCACUUCAGCAUUUGGUAAACCGGAUGAUGCUAUCCGCCUGGAAGUGGCAAGACAGAGGAACCCAGACGCGAUCAGAAACAGCCCGCAUAAAGUUCAGCCGAGGAGGGGACAUAAAACGCUAUGUCGGUCAUCAAAGCUUAGGCGGGAGAAUGAGGGCCUGAGGUCUUUUUGCUGACCGACCAGACUACAAGCAAAUGGCGAAGGCAGAGAAUUCCCGCCGUGAUCGUCAACAGGGCAUUUUGAAGUCGAAAUGAGGAGUUGAUACCAUGAUCCGCGAAAAUCAACGAUUGGGGGAUGACAGUCCGAAAUCGCGGGGGCCACAGUGGAAUUCAGAGGAGUGUCGGCGAUCAGCGAAACUGCAGCGGCUUAGAGCGUGCGUGUCAAUCUAGCCGCGCUAUUUAUUUGAGAGACUUUGUCAGGAAGGAUAUCGCACCCUGUGAGGGGCACGCCACAGGAACUGAAAAAUCGAAAAAAUUAACAUUCAUAAUGAGGGAUCCUAGGAAGCAAAACUACACACAGGAGAAGGAAAUGUGGGCGGAGACGGUAAUUUAAUGGCGGCGUCCCAAAUUCCCGAUGAUCAUUCUCAGUGUCACGGAGGAUGUUGUCCGGGAAAAAUGCGGAAAAUAAACGUUUACUCCAGUCAGUAUUCAAAUAGAGACGCAAACAUCUCCUAAAACUAUGUAAAUUGUCCGAAUAUCUAAUAUUCAUUGGAAGGUUAUUCCAGAGAAAAGCAUACCAGGAAGCGAAAAAGAGAACACAUAAAGGUGGAGGAAGCGGGAAGAGGAAUAAUCAACGAAGAAUCGCGAAGAUUGUAUGGGCGACUACUAGGGAUAAUGACUGAAAUUCGGGAAGAGUUGAACUAUUAUUAAUGUAAAAGAGGAGACAGAAACCUGCAUCUUGUCUUCGAACACAGAAAAUGUUCAGGUUAUUUAUCCGGAAUCUCUCUGAGUAGGAGACAUUCGGAUGUUCCGUACCUCGGAGUCUUCUAGCAAAACGUCUUUGAACAUUUUCAAUUUUUGAACGAUUAGCCUCGUUCAUCAAACCAAAGAAUGGGCAACAAUACUCGAGAGUGAGAAGAAAACAUUCGAUAAAGUCUUAAUUUAUUUUCAAGAAGAUAGAAAUUGUAAGAAAUAGUCACAAAUCUGGGCAGCUUUGACCGUAAUUCUGUCAGCGUGUGGUUAAUGAUCAAGAUUAUUGGUGUAAUUUAAAGCUAAAUCCUUGAUGUUGACACAUUCAGUCAUAUGUGUGCCUUGAAAUACCACUAGGUAGGAUAGACUAUCAGGUCCUAAACGCCUAUAGAGACAUUUAGACGGGGAGAAUUCCAUUAGCCAUUUUGAGCUCCACGCUGAAAGAGCAGGCAAGUCAACAUGAAUUUGCUCCAGGCAAUGAAGGGUCGUGGAUUCAUCGGAUGAAUAAACACAUUUCAGAUCAUCAGCAUAAAUAAAGGAAUGAGAAUGUUUAACUGCCGACGGGAUAUCAAUAAUGCAAUGCAGGGACAAGACAGGGCCUAAAACGAUACUUCGUAGGACACCACUUACGAUAGAGCUCUUGUUGGAAAGUGAAGAUCCCACUAAAACCUUUUGUUUACGUUUAGACAGGCAUGACUUAAUACAGUCUGUAAGGGGACUGCAAAAUCCCAGAGCUUCUAAGUUGACCAAGAGUCUUCUCUGUGGCACUUUAUCAAAGGCUUUAUUAAGAUCAAAAUAAAUAACAACAACAGAUAGAUGGUCAUUACGAAGAGAGGUGAGUAGAUUGAGAAACGACAGAUGACAUGUUUCACAAGAACGAUCUGGUAAAAAACCAUGUUGGGAGGGGCUAAUAAAUAUAUUGGCUGUACAAAAGUCGGUACUUUUUAUUACGAUAAUUUUUUCAAGGAUUUUGGCGACUGAAGGUGUUUUAUGGACACCUCGAUAGUUUUGGACAUCAGAACGACAGGUAGAUUUAAAUACUGGUGAGCGGUAUCGAACGCUGCUGAAAUAUCAGCAAGUUAAAGGGUCAUCUGUAACUGGCAGUCAUGCUGGAAUUGAGGACUGCAGAAUAAUGUAUACAUCCGAUUCGUGCGUUUACUUCCAGCCUGGUUGGGUCUCGUCCUAGGGUCACAUAACUAUGAAACUCCAUUGGACAUAAAAUAACAAAAGACUUUUACAGCGCUAUCGACGAGACUUAUGCCACGGUGGAUUUCACGCUUUGUCCAGUUUUCCCUUCAUGAAGAAUAACACAAGGAAGAUGCAGUCCCGCUCAUGGAUAAGCUGCUAACUUUCUCAUGUUGAUUUAUCCACCUUCGGGAGUCAGGGCUCCAGAGUUUCGACACAAGAGUUGUGGAAUUCGGCGGGAAUUCCAUCCUCUUCAAGUGCCUUGUUGCUCAGUCCGAGAAUUUAACUAAUGGUUUCCUACUGAAAUUAGAAAUCACACAAAAUAACACAGAACGGAAAAGUACAAAACUCCACUGCAAAGUGAUGAACUGAUUAUCAAAGCUGAAAAGUUUCUUAAAGUAUUUACGUUAGCGUCCGUUCUUGGUCAAGAUGUCAGCAAUAAAGUCGUCAUGUGUCUCGCGAAAAGAGUCGAUUAGUACGGAGGGUCUACCCCAAACCCAACGGACUAUUUUGUAGGGUUUUCAUAUGUCCACAGCGUUCGAGACCUACGUCAUGGAUAUCUCCAGCCAAUUUUGCAUCAGUUUCUGCAGCUAGCAUAUGGAAUAACUAUGAACGGACCUAGUUCGAGGAGUCUGAAGAGCCAGUUGUAAACUCCGUGAACUGACCAGUUGGUCAGCUGCCGAGUGAAUUCGAGAAUUUUCGUAAAUGUCUGGCGGACUCAGUUCCAAGAACACACCCUCGUAAAAAUUCUCAGGAAAUGACUGGGACCUGAAAAGCAGGUGAGGUUUCCAAUCCUGGAUAAAUUUGGGUGAAUCUUUACGUAGGUAGCAUUUGUUAAUUUUUGUCAUCCAUUAACGAGUCCUUUGUGAUUGGAUAAAGGUUGCAGCGCCUCUGCCCUAAACAUAAAGUUGUACGAUUUUGCUACUCACAUUACUAAACUUGCUUAUCACGCCAUGGUGAACACAUAAAAGAUAUCUCUUAGGUUUACUGAACUUGGUUAACCGAGAUGCUGAGGAAAGCAGAAACAAACCGCCACCUUCUCUUUCUAGACGUCAUUAUGCGCCGAUGUCAAGCUGGAGAUUUGUAAAGUACUGCAUUUGGCGAGGCCACAAAGACAGGUUAGGUACUAAAUCUUUUUAUAAAACAAGUUCGGCCUCACAAACGUAGCCUUGUCUGCACACCGUCUCAAAAAGAUCCAAAAUAUUGCAACACGCCAGUAGACAGAGGCCAAAGCACUAUAAAUCAGCGAGGUCUUCGGAGCCAACGAAAAUCCAAGUAAUUUUGUCGUGGAAAGCAAACGUCAAACGAAAAGCUGAGGGACCUUAACACAGCAACAGGAAUCCAGGAAGGUAAUUAAACACACCGAAAGAGACCCAAGAUGGUCUUUUGGCUGUUACAACUUACUGGGGUUGGAAUAUCCAAUACACCACGGGCAACAUUUGCUUGCCAAGUCGUUUGGCCUAAGGACGCACGAUCACUUACGGAAAUAUCGUUAGGCGUCUACGAAAUGUCACAUCGAGGGGACUUACAAAUAUACAUUGGAACCUUCGCUAAUUGCAUGUUCGCCUAUACGAGUAUAGAUAGCCAGUUCGAAGGCUAAAAGACAACUCUCAACCUGCAGCGCACGCUUGAGGAAGUGACUAUAGUUUCUGGCCUGAAAAGAAUGACCAUCAAUGAUCGUGGAUGUUCAAAGUAAAAUGACGCAGACUAGAGGCGCGUUUUUCGGACAAUGAUUCAAUCGACAGGCAGGAUUAAGAGGUACCACUUCAGUAUUCAUACAGACACCAGAAAAUCAUAACCACAGUGAACCAAAAAUUCAAUAAAGACAAUAUGACAAUGAAAUCAUUCGUUGAGGAAGCAGUUACAUAGCCGCGACAGCCAAAGUCAAGCAUAUGCCAUAAUAACAACGACCACCGGGCCAGAUUCUGAAUAAGAAAAAAAGGGCGUGUCAUUGUAAGGAAUGUUGAAUUCUGCACAGAUUGAAGGAGAACUUACAUGCCGGAGCAGAUCGGCAACCGGACGCGAGUCACGCGUCCGAGCCAGCGGAGAAAGGUGUCUUAGUGCUAUGGGUGAGGUCAGGCCAACGUCAACCCUGAAAUUGACUAUCAGUUUUAGGAGGCUGUGACUGGACCAAUACAAGGCAGAACUUCAAGGUGCCAAUAAAAAGUCAGACGAAAUAAGGUCAUCAUACACGACCUCAAAGUGGCAGACGAAUAAAUCCCCCUUGUGCGUGCGUCUAAGAAUGUGUCAUACAAGGACGCAUCAUUGCACAAGACGCCAGGAGUAAGAUAAACAGAGUGUCUUCAGAUUAAAAAAACACUACAGAUAUCUAAAAAACCGUCAUUUAGGAUAAUAACCAGACAUGAAGACACUUAUCGAACGUGCCGAACAUCCUCAAAUAUUUCUGACGACAAUGGAAAAAGCGAUAAACAGUAUCGCUUCAGUCGAUAGGUCUCUUGAAUUCCAAACUAAAUUUUGUUUAUUUACUGAUCUAGCAUCGAAAGACCGGCCAAGUUCUCUGAGAUGACAAGAACACAAUAAAUCGACAUCAGUAGGUUUCUCCAUUACUUUUACCAGACCGAAAUUUGGACGCUUCAAGAGAACAGGACAAAACUCGUAAUAUCGGGUUGGUCUGUAUUCGGCGGGUUGGCCCUCGUGUGCGCCUGUUGUAAGCCCUAACGCGAUCCAUAAUUUAUUGGUUAUUUGUUUUUUGGUCGGCCUAGCAUGUAAGACUUUUUUUUAUGAAUAAUCCAGAAGCGCAGUGUGCUUUUGAGUCGUAGUAAUGGGAGGCUUCCACGGUUUUUAUCUAGUACAUUGUGCUAAAGAGGAAUGAAGGGACGCCUUCGCAUUCUCCCACCACUCUACGGUACUAAGAGGCGAAACCCCUUAUAAUUGUGCCUACCCAGGCUUUCUGCCCUUAGUCUGUGGAUAGUUUUGCGAUUGACCGGCUUUUAUCAGCAGUGCCUGCGGGCACAAUCCGACAGUAGUCUCUUCACGUGACUAACGCCAGACAACGGCUGUGUCCCGCGCAGGUUGCACCCAGUUAGUCGGUCAGACUACGAACCGCAUGCAAUCAUCAAAACGCGAGUUGUCAGUGCUAAAGCUAGUAACAUCAGGAGCAAAUUUUACUUCAGAUCUCCCCAUUCACAGGGAUUAGUCAUUUUUGAUAACUUUUGAGGUCUUGAAAAUGGCGUAAAUCAGUCUUAAAUUACUAAAUUGACGCUCGAGGACAGGGAGUAGUGACUUUACUUGAUUUAAAAUGGCGGCCAUAGUCACAGAAAAUACGACGGGGCAAACUAUUUCAUAUUGGUUGGGGAACUUACUCGCUCUUUUCAUGUUAUUAACUGAAGGCAAUUUUCCGAAUCGAAAAUGCGAAAAUGUUGCUGAAAAAUAGCAGUAUUGUCACCCCUGGUAACCAAAUACGACCCCGUGACCGGACCUCUUCAAACGCAUUCAUCCUCUUUUACUGUCCUCACACGCAGUUCUUUUAGUUUCAACCUUACAGGUUCAUCUUUUUUAAGUUGGAGACCAGCUAUAGUUAGGCUAUUUAUACUAGUUUGACUCUGGGUGGCCUGCUGCAAACUACCAGCAUGUAAGAUUCACUAUGACAGUAUGCUAUGCUGGGCGUCCAGUAGGUAGGACAAGUCCAAAAGCGCAGUUGUGGUAGACGAUAAAGUGAUUGAAAUAAUAAUUUAGAGCAUUGUGCGCAGAUCCAGUGUUCACAGCUGCUAUAACAAAAGUCCUAACCAUUGUACUCCAUGGUAGGUGCCACGAAGGCAGGCGAACCUACGUGAUACUUUUGUUGUUGGGCAAAUUUCGGUGGCCUGAGGUCGUGAAUCUUCUGAGGACUUAGUGUUUUGAGCAGUAGUUACAAAAUUUGUCCGGUAGGUAGGAUAGGGUUUGUAGAAGUGGACACGAAGAUGUCCAAUCAGGUCGACCCGGGACCGAAAAAUACGUUUAUAAUGUGGACGGGUAUGGAGAAGCUGGUUCAAAUUUGCAGUGCUUUCGGGCCAAGUAUGAACGCUGAAGUUAUUAUUGAUGCUGUUGUAGGCGCGGUGUUUCACAAGACCAUCGACAGCACUGAAUGAACAUUAGCAGUGUCUACGUAUUCCAGUCUUGAUUUUUUAUUCUCUCUUCGGUCUCGUUUCUUCGGCGGACUUUGCAACUUGCUAUUGUAGUCUCCGUACACUUAAGUGAUACUUUUCGGUUACCUUUGUAUAGUUUUCCAACCCUCGCUUGCAGGAGUUUCUAGCUACCUAUUCACAAAAAAGUCGUUUCAAUGGACGCUUCUCUGACAUCCUAACAUUACUAGUCAACCGAAGUUGGGUCUAUUUCAGUACUGCGAAGAUGUUAAAUGUCAAGGAUUUAUUGUUGACGCAUUACUUUUACGUCUGAAGAAUUUUCAAGUGGAAAGGGUUGGACCUUUGAUCUUGACUUUAUAGAUUUUAAGCUUCCUCACUGUAAUGAAGAGUUGCCAGUGGUGUGUUGAAGAGGACGCUACGACGAUUCCUCACUUCCAUCUGAGAUCCCAAUAUAGCAGUCCAAAAACCAUCUGCACAAAUAUUGCUCCCGGACUGCCCUUUUCAUAUAUUAGCCGAAGAAACCUCGGGCAUUUAUGUAUAGCCGGCUCAUCGAGGCAGAAAUAGCUUUAUUAACUUGACCUGCUGUUGAGUUUCCUGUGUAACUCGAGCGCUGAUUUGCGCGGUCUUUAGAGAUCAUGUAGAACCAUUUUUAAUCGUUUUUCUGACGGUAAGCAGAACAUCACAAUUAUUAAAAGUGAACUUGAACCUUUUUAUUCUAUUGUUGCAUUUUCACGUUCAAAACUUCCAAAUGUCACUAUUUAACAUCCCCGGCUCCCGCUGCGCACUGUCGUUUUUUCUAAUGGCAUCAACAAAUUGUGUAGAAUUUCUGAUAAAGUCGGCUGGCGGCUAAGCUUUUACUUGACUUUUUAGGCAGUCUGACUGUUAA
Messenger RNA from Spirometra erinaceieuropaei, 17889 nucleotides. The record is from the annotation of a GenBank genome assembly. NCBI's taxonomy places the organism in Eukaryota, Metazoa, Platyhelminthes, Cestoda, Diphyllobothriidea, Diphyllobothriidae.